Molecule: messenger RNA, 357 nt
Organism: Dothidotthia symphoricarpi CBS 119687
Lineage: Eukaryota; Fungi; Ascomycota; Dothideomycetes; Pleosporales; Dothidotthiaceae
Exons: 1
Coding region: 1-357 (118 amino acids)
Source: RefSeq, a predicted model, not a curated record
AUGGCGUAUGUGCCGCCAAAUACACAGAACACAUUGUGGCUGUGCUCUCUCGCAUUUACUGCUCGGUUCGUGGCGCCCAUAGUUCAAGCUCCGUUUGGCAUGGAAAUAUCAGUCGAGUUCGGCACCUGUGCCGUUGGGCAAGAACCGCACAUCAAACGCACUGGACACCGGGCAUCUGCGUGGCGCGCAAUCGUUGCUCUCAAGCACCAAGACGACCACAAGCGGGCACCGUUGCAAAGCUCGCGCCCGAGCUGCCCGCGCUUAAUGCAAGACAGGUCGAGGUUGUUGUCAUCCUCAUCUGGCCUCCCUCAUCCACGACUUGCUGGGUUCAAGCCUGAACACUGCCUGCGUCGAUAG